AUGCUGUUUGGUGAUGAACCUCCUGCAAAAAUUGCAUUUGGUACAACAGCAGUUAAUAGACCAACAUUUCCAACUGAUAUAGCUCAUGAUUGCUUUGGAAAUGGUCAAACACCAUUACGAGGCGUUCCUAAUGUUGGACCAGGCUCAUAUAAUAAUGAGGAAAAGACAACAUUUCGAUAUGUACUUGAUCAGCAACCGAUGAGUCGUCGUGGAUAUACUUUCAAUGCACGUACAGAAAUGCGAAAAACCUUUGAAGUGAAGAAUAAUAAUCCAAGUCCGGAUACAUAUCAAAUGGAUCUAACACGUAUACCUGAGAAAAAAAGAGCAUUUAAACCUUUUAAUGAAAUAUCAGAAAGAUUUAAAGCACGUGCUCGAAGUGCUGAUGUACCAGGACCUGGAAGUUAUGAAUGUGAUGUUAAACAAAAUCGUCAAAUUCAUAUGCUUCAUAGUUUUGGUGGUCGAGCAAAACUUAUUCCAGCUAUUAAAACAAAAUGUAUGGCAUUAAAUACGGAUAAGUGCGCAGUUUGUCAGCAAGCAGCUAUUGGAGAUUAUUAUCAAUAUCGAAAUGAAGUUCUUUGCUCCAAAUGUUUUAAUUUCAAUUGGCAAUGGCAAGAAAAAUAUAAGAGAACAUAUCUUCAAGCUUUUCAAAAAGUUCGUGAUUGUUCUUCUAUUCAUGAUCAUGCAGGAACUUCAGCUAAAAUUCAAUUAUCAGAUGAUAAACUUACAACCAAACUUCAACGUAAAGAAGCUUAUCUUAGUCUUUACUGGGCAUAA
This is a messenger RNA of Adineta steineri, 774 nucleotides long. The record is from the annotation of a GenBank genome assembly. NCBI's taxonomy places the organism in Eukaryota, Metazoa, Rotifera, Eurotatoria, Adinetida, Adinetidae.